CGGUGUGGGGCCGUUACUCGCUCCGUGUGACGCUCUCAGCAGCCCCGCCGCCAUCGGAGUCGCCGAUAGGGAGGGCUGGAGAGCCGGUCUCUUGGAGGCGCUGCUGUAUCCUUCCCGUCUCGGCUGCGGCCUGCGGAAUGGAGCUGUGCGCGGGCAGGCAAAGCCCGGCGGGAGCCUUCAGCCGCCUGGCGGCUGCAGUCUACUCUCCUCGGUGGCCCUGUGUCCCUAGUGCAAGCUGAUGAAGGCGCGGACUCUGCUAUGGUUCUGCUUGUUUUAAGAUCUCCUUCUGCAAGCCCUUUGGCUGAUGUCCUCCACUCCUGGCUCGUACUUGUACACGGGCGAGCAUACUGUUGUCACUCCGAUUUUAUUACUAUGCAGCUGUGUAAAAAGACCAGGUAUCAUGUUCAAUACUGGAAUUGGCCAGCACAUCCUGAAAAAUCCCCUCAUUGUUAACAACAUUAUAGAGAAGGCUGCCUUACGGCCCACAGAUGUUGUCCUUGAAGUAGGACCUGGAACUGGUAACCUGACAGUAAAAAUGCUAGAGAAAGUUAAAAAGGUAAUUGCUUGUGAACUUGACACACGACUUGUGGGUGAACUUCAGAAGAGAGUCCAGGGCACAUGCCUAGCAAAUAAACUAGAAAUAAAGGUUGGAGAUGUGUUGAAAACUGACUUACCAUUCUUUGAUACGUGUGUGGCUAACUUGCCUUAUCAGAUUUCUUCACCUUUUGUUUUCAAGCUGUUGCUACAUAGACCUUUUUUCAGGUGUGCAAUACUUAUGUUUCAGAGAGAAUUUGCUCUUCGUUUGGUUGCAAAACCAGGAAAUAAACUAUACUGCAGACUUUCAAUUAACACUCAGUUAUUAGCCCGUGUGGAUCAUCUAAUGAAAGUUGGAAGGAAUAAUUUCAAGCCUCCACCCAAAGUUGAAUCCAGUGUUGUCAGAAUAGAGCCAAAGAACCCUCCACCACCUAUUAAUUUUCAGGAAUGGGAUGGUCUAGUAAGGAUAGCCUUUGUCAGGAAAAACAAGACACUUUCUGCAGCAUUUAAAUCAAGUGCGGUGCAGCAGCUGCUGGAUCAGAAUUAUCGAAUUCACUGUUCUAUACAUAACAUUGAAAUACCAGAAGAUUUCAAAAUUGCGGAGAAAAUACAGAUGGUUCUAAAAAAUACAGGUUUCUCUGAAAAACGGGCUCGCUCAAUGGAUAUAGAUGACUUCAUUAGAGUGCUGCAUGGCUUCAAUUCAGAAGGCAUCCAUUUUUCAUAAAUGGCUGACUAGGGAGCAUUUUACAUUUUCUGGGAAGAACGGAAAUGAGACAUGGACCAAGGUGUUCAUAGAAGAAGAACUCUCAUGUUGAGAGCAAUCACCAGCAUACAAAGUACAUCUGACUGUUUUGCAAUAACUGCUCAGAAGUACUUGUUUGAAGACGCUAGCUGUAAAGGUGCUGUGUUGCAUUUUAAAAUUGUAACUGUCAAGACUGAAGCUCUGUACCUUUUUUUCCCGCAUCAGAGCAUUUUUUUAAAUGUACCCUAUGAUAUGGAGUGACCCCAAAUUAAACCUUUCCCUCCCUGACUUUGCACCUUCUUCUGCCAUUACAACAUUCAGACCUCUGUUUGUUCGGCCAUCACAGAACUAUUUAUAGAUGCCCAUUCCUGGAAGUUUAGAAUAAAUUAACUUUUUAAAAAGA
Messenger RNA from Caretta caretta (loggerhead turtle), 1679 nucleotides. Lineage: Eukaryota; Metazoa; Chordata; Testudines; Cheloniidae. The record is from RefSeq and is a predicted model, not a curated record.